GGGAGGGAAUUCCCGCCCAUCCUGGAGGCUCGCUGCAUGCCUAGCGCCGCGCCGCGAGGUGCGGACUCCCAGCGCGGGCGAGUGCCGGCCCCGGGCAGAGGGACGCGGUGGGGCGGCGGCGGCGGGGCCCCUCGGAGCCGCGGGCCGAGCCGGAGGCGCGGGGGAUUGCUCCUCCCGAGGCUGCGGGCGAACCGCGGCGCUGCAGCUCCGGGCAGGCGCGGCGGCGGCACCGGUGGUGGCAGCAGCGGCGGCGGCGGCGGCGGCGGCGGCAGCUGCACGGGAACCCGCCGGGCGGCGCCCGGGUCCGGACGCGAGAAAAGCAGCGGGAGCCCCUUCCGAGCCACUAGCAGGUGUGCAUGAGCCCAGGGGAGGACCCACUGUCUGUUGCUGCUGGAGGAAUACCCAAUUUCCAAGUCAUCUGCGCGGGCCCUGCUGUGAAAUGAGCCAAGCCAGGACUUGUCGGACACUGGCUCUGUUCCUUGUCGCGCACUCGGGAGCCGUUGUCCCACUGUCGUAAUUGCGUCCUGUCCUCCUCUUGCCAAGGCCAACAGCCCUGACUCGAGUAGGUGUCCCAGGCUCCUCUGCCAGCCUGAACAUGAACACAUGCAAAGCUCAUGACAACCAGGCUUCGCAAGGGACGUGGGGCCCGGCAGGGCCCGGCCCCCAGGAGCGGGUGCUCUCAUGAUGCUGGCGUCUGGGACUGAGCACCAUGCCCAUCACCCAGGACAAUGCCGUGCUGCACCUGCCCCUCCUCUGCCAGUGGCUGCAGAACAGCCUGCGGGAGGGCGGGGACGGGCCGGAGCAGCGGCUCUGCCAGGCGGCCAUCCAGAAGCUGCAGGAGUACAUACAGCUGAACUUUGCUGUGGAUGAGAGCUCCGUCCCGCCCGACCGCAGCCCCCCUGCGAUGGAGAUCUGUACUGUGUACCUCACCAAGGAGCUGGGGGACACGGAGACGGUGGGCCUGAGUUUCGGGAACAUCCCUGUGUUCGGGGACUAUGGAGAAAAGCGCAGAGGGGGCAAGAAGAGGAAACCCCACCAGGGCCCCGUGCUGGAUGUGGGCUGCAUCUGGGUGACGGAGCUGAGGAAGAACAGCCCGGCGGGGAAGAGCGGGAAGGUGCGCCUGCGCGACGAGAUCCUCUCCCUGAACGGGCAGCUGAUGGUCGGAGUUGAUGUGGGUGGAGCCAGUUACCUGGCUGAGCAGUGCUGGAAUGGCGGCUUCAUCUACCUGAUCAUGCUGCGGCGCUUCAAGCACAAAGCCCACCCCACGUACAAUGGCAACAGUGGCAACAGCUCUGAAGCAGGAGAGACGCCUACCUUGGAGCUGGGUGAUCCAACAGCGAAAAAAGGGAAAAGAACGAGGAAGUUUGGAGUGAUCUCCAGGCCUCCUACCAGCAAGGCCCCUGAAGAAUCCAAGAGCAGCCUUGGCUGUGAGUCGGCCGAUGACCCCAGCUCUGGGCUGGAGAAUGGCGCAGACCCUGGACUUGGAAAUGGCCACGCCUCUGAGCUAGAAAAUGGGCCGGAGUCUCUCAAGGAGGUGGCUGGACCCCAGCUAGAGAGGUCAGAAGUGGACAGAGGGGCAGAGAAUAGAGUUCCUCUGGCCACGAGCAAUGACAAACGGCGCUUCUCAAAAGCUGGGAAGACGGACUUCCAAUCGAGUGACUGCCUGGCACGGGAGGAAGUUGGCCGGAUAUGGAAGAUGGAGCUGCUCAAAGAGUCCGAUGGGCUGGGAAUUCAGGUUAGUGGAGGCCGAGGAUCAAAGCGCUCACCUCACGCUAUCGUUGUCACCCAAGUGAAGGAAGGCGGUGCCGCUCACAGGGAUGGCAGACUGUCCUUAGGAGAUGAGCUGCUGGUAAUCAAUGGGCACCUAUUGGUUGGGCUGUCCCACGAGGAAGCCGUGACCAUUCUUCGCUCAGCCACUGGAAUGGUGCAGCUGGUGGUGGCCAGCAAGGAAAACUCUGCGGAGGAUCUGCUCAGGUUAACAUCUAAGAGUCUGCCUGAUCUGACCAGCUCCGUAGAGGACGUGUCCUCCUGGACUGACAACGAAGACCAGGAGCCCGACGGGGAAGAGGACGAAGGAGCGGGCUCGUCUUCCGACCGGGCAGCAAUGCCUGGGACCGAGGAGACCCAAGAUUUGUGCGGCCCUGAGGAAUCCAAGGGCAGCUCGGAAAGCCCCAAGCAGGGCGGCAGCAAGGUGAAGACCAAGAGUCGCCUUUCAGGGGGUGUACACCGCCUAGAGUCCGUGGAGGAAUAUAAUGAGCUGAUGGUGCGGAAUGGGGACCCCCGGGCCAGGAUGCUGGAGGUCUCCCGAGAUGGCCGGAAGCACUCCCUCCCCCAGCUGCUGGACUCUUCUGGGGCAUCACAGGAGUACCACAUCGUGAAGAAGUCGACUCGCUCCCUAAGCACCACUCAGGUGGAAUCGCCUUGGCGGCUCAUUCGGCCAUCCGUGAUCUCCAUCAUUGGGCUGUACAAAGAAAAAGGCAAGGGCCUUGGCUUUAGCAUUGCCGGGGGUCGGGACUGCAUUCGAGGACAGAUGGGGAUUUUUGUCAAGACGAUUUUCCCUAAUGGCUCAGCUGCAGAGGAUGGAAGACUUAAAGAAGGGGAUGAAAUCCUAGAUGUAAAUGGAAUACCGAUCAAGGGCUUGACGUUCCAAGAAGCCAUUCAUACCUUCAAGCAAAUCCGGAGUGGACUAUUCGUCUUAACGGUGCGCACAAAGUUACUGAGCCCCAGCCUCACGCCCUGCUCAACGCCCACACACAUGAGCAGAUCCAGCUCCCCCAACUUCAACACCAGCCCAGUGACGGUGGUGGGAGGUCCCGAGGAAGGCGGUUCUUUGUCCCUGGGCCGGAAGGCCCCUGGACCCAAGGACAGGAUCGUCAUGGAAGUGACCCUCAACAAAGAGCCACGAGUUGGACUCGGCAUUGGUGCCUGCUGCCUGGCUCUAGAAAACAGCCCUCCAGGCAUCUACAUCCACAGCCUGGCACCUGGAUCCGUGGCCAAGAUGGAGAGCAACCUGAGCCGCGGCGAUCAGAUCCUGGAAGUUAACUCCGUCAACGUGCGCCACGCUGCUUUAAGCAAAGUCCACUCCAUCUUGAGCAAGUGCCCCCCAGGACCCGUUCGCCUUGUCAUCGGCCGGCACCCAAAUCCCAAGGUCUCCGAGCAGGAAAUGGAUGAAGUGAUAGCACGCAGCACUUAUCAGGAGAGCAAAGAGGCCAAUUCCUCUCCUGGCUUAGGUACGCCCUUAAAGAGCCCCUCUCUGGGAAAAAAGGAUGCUCUCCUCUCUGAGGCUGAGCUUUCCCAGUACUUUGCCCACGAGGUGCCGGGCCCGCUGUCGGACUUCGUGGUGGCCAGCUUCGAGGACGAGGAUCACCCCACAAGCGGCUGCAGCGCUCCUGAGGACAGCAGCCUGCCCCCUGCCCACAAGGAGCAGGGGAAACCCAGGGCCAACAGCCUCGUGGCUCUCGGAAGCCAGCGGGUCUCUGGGCUCUUCCACAAGCAGGUGACGGUCGCCAGGCAAACCAGCCUCCCUGGAAGCCCACAGGACCUGCGGAACCCCCUCCUCCGCCAGAGGCGGCUGGGCUGCUAUGACGCCAACGACGCCAGCGACGAGGGGGAGUUUGACGGAGAAGGGGACUGCGUCUCACUCCCAGGGGCCCUCCCAGGGCCCGGCAGGCCCCUGUCGGAGCAUGACUCCAGACACUUUGCGAUGGCCUCCUCCAAGGUCACGGACGUCAACAAGCAGGAGAGACAGCCCCAGAAGACGCAGGUCAGCAAGGCCUCCUCGGUGCCGCUCCUCGGCAGGUCCGUGGACUUGGAGGAGAGCGUGUCCCAGGGUAUGGUGGCCGCUCCUUCCCGGGCGGCCAGCCUGCUGUGCUCUGCGGCAGCCGCCGAGGGCGGCCCCGCAGGCCCAGGGCAGAAGGAGCCUUCGGAAGCGAGGAGUUCACCCAAACUGGACUCCAGAGUCGGUGCAGGCCCGCAGAGCCCCGUGAGCACAGAGAGCCCCACUUCCCCCCAGCAGAAGAGUGAAAGCCAGGGGUCCCGACACAGACCAGUGGCCAGAGUCAGCCCUCACUGCAAGAGACCCGAGGCUGAGGCCCGGCCCCAUGGCACAGAGACACUGGCCCCGACCGGCAGAGCAGAUGAACCGUGUGGUCCAGACUUCCCAGCCCAGGCCACAUCCGUCAAAGCAACCGCCACAGGUCUCCAGCCAGGUGGACCCAUCGAGAAGGAACCUCGGGGACAGCUGACCCUCAGGGAUGGACCUGUCCCCACCGACUAUGGGCCAGCAGCUAGUGCCCCGUCCCACCUGGACACUGGCCACUCCCCAGGGAACCUGCCCAGAGCCGCUCCAGAGCAAGGGCAUCGGCCCAUGACAGGACCGGAGCGCCCCCCAGCCCUCAUCCCUUCCCCCAGCAAGGCCUCGCUAGACACCGCCAGGCAAGUGGGCCAGCCUGCAUCGCCCAGGGGCUCCAGGCCCGAGUCCCAGGGCAGCUCUGCAGCCAGGCUCACCCUGGAGCGCAGCACGUCCCCAGGGGGAGCCAGCUCACCCCACAGCACCUGGAAGGCGGCUGCUCCCCAGGAAGUAACUUCAGCUCCGGCCCUGCUAUCCCCAGACCUCAGCUCCCAGGAGACGACGCCAGGUAACCUGAGCAAGGCUGCGGGAACCACAGGACAGCAAGCCCCGGAAGGCUCCCAGGAGGCUGCAGUGUGCGACGGCACAGACUCCCGGUCAGUGAGGACACCACAGGCCAGCCCGCCCCUGCCGCUGACCCCCGACAAGGCCAACAGCCAUGGGGAUGGAGUCUUGGGCCACUGCUGCCUUCUAGGGAGCAGAGAGAGCCCCGUCACAGACAUUGACAGAUUCAUCAGGGAGCUGGAGGCUUCCAGAGCAACCUCCCAGUCCUGCCCUCCAGGGGGACCUGAGGGCCCCCAGGGCGGCCCGCCAGCUGGAGCCACAGGGGGCAGUCCCCCCAAUGCAGAGCCAGUCCCAGGCGAGCGGACGCCCUCCCCCAGAAGGGUCUGGGCUGCCGGGCCCGCCCCGCCCCGGGAGUGGGCCUCCCAGCCUUCGGUUUUGGAUGCAAUCAACCCCGACAGACAUUUUACUGUGAACAAGAACUUCUUGAGCAACUACUCGCGAAACUUGAGCAAUUUUUACGACGACAGCCUCUCCCUGUCGGGCCCGGGAGACAGCACGGAGCCGUCUCUCUCCUCCAUGUACGGGGACGCUGAGGACUCGUCCUCGGACCCCGAGUCGCUCCCUGAGGCCUCGCGGGCGCCUCCUUCUCCCAGGUCUCCUUGCGAGGAAGAGACUGCGGGGUCGGAAGAGGAGCAAAUCGAAAUCUGCUCCGCAAGCCGCGCCCCCGCCGCAGCACCGGCAGGUGCUCGUGCGCCCUGCCCCGCCGUGGCCCGGGUGCUGCCCCUGAAGCCCAGUGUUCUGAGCGCCUCCGUGGAAGGCCCGUGGGAGCGAGGGGCCUCGCCCUCGCAGGUCCCCAGCGCUGCCCGGCCGGGCUCCCCCCCUACUUCACAGCAGCACCAAAGUCACACAGACGUGAGCGUUUCUCCCAGAGCCCCGGAGGUCACCGGCGGGAGCCCGGCUGACGCUAAACUCGAGGGACAUUUGCACGACCUCCCCGCCGCACCCAGCUCCCCACACAUGGUAAACGGCUUGGAACGUGACCUGCUGGGUGCCGGAACCUCAAAUAAGCAAGAAGCCCCCUCCGGUGUGGCUGUGCCGGAGACUGCAAACCGACACUUCGAGAAUCAUGGCGACUUCCUGCAGAAACCCAAACUGACCUGCAGGAGGCCCGUCGUGGCCUGGUUUAAAGAAAUAAACCGAAACCACCUAGGUGCGCACCCGCAGAGCAAGGCCGAGAAGGAACCAGCCACGAUGCCAGCCAGAAGCCCCGAGUCCAGAAUUCUGAGCUUCAACCACAGGAGGGGGGCUGCUGGGCCUCACAGCCCCCCUCCGCUGAAAACGAACCUUGAACCUAAGGAGCCGCCUCGGAAGAGCUCAGUGGAGACCCUGUGGAGCGCCUGUCAGAAGUCCAAGUGCGGGCCCAGGCUGAAGGGGCUGGGCGGUAAAAGCAAGAGCAAGGUGGGCUCCGAUGGCACCGCCAACGGCUCUGCCAAGGACCACCGGAAAGCCCUGCUUUCCCCCCCGCCCGCCCACAAGGUGCUUUCCAGGGGAGCGUGCCAGCGGCUCCUCGGAGCUGACCAUGAGGGGCCCGACGGAGCCGCCGCAGCCUCCCCCCAGCCUCCCCGGGCGGCCGCCGGGCCACUGAAGCUCUCAGCGUCGGACUCGAGCAUCCAGGCCUUCGCCCAGCCCCUGACCUCUUCCAAGACGACCCCCAUGGCUGCACACUCAGACCCCAGUGGAGGCUCCCCGGCUACCCCCAGCUCUUCUAGGGGUGGGGAGGAAAGCCAGGUGCCCCGAGCUGACCCCGCGCCAGCGACUGCCACCGUGUCCGCUGCAGGCAUCAGACACAGCAAGCAGCACGUGGAGAGCCACACAGACCUGGCCUCGGACGCCACACAGCCCAGAGCAGCUGGUGACAGAGGGAGCCGAGGAGUCGCUGGCGAUCCCCCGGGGGUCCCCGGCCAGCUACAGACAGCCGAGGUCACUUCUGAAAGAAUACCGAAGGGCCCAUGUGGUGACAAGUCAGCUGCGAGGGACCGACAGGGAGGGCUCUCGGCCCAGAGCAAGAGUCAGGACAGGAGUGAGACCAGACUCUGCCCCAGUCACCCAGCCUCUCCCAUGCCUUGUGCCUCCCAGGCGGAGCAGGAAGCACAACCAUCGCUCACUGUGGCCAAACCUGCUUCCCCCUGCUCCCCACGCGUGCCUGCAAAGACGGCAGAUCCUUCCAGCCAGGGAACCCCGAGCCAGACGCAGGACUCCCCAGGGAUGCCCCACAGCGGCAUAGCCACGGGCCCUGCAGGGGAGGACCCCCCCUACUUCUUGCCCAGGCCAGCAACCAGGACCUAUUCCAUGCCGGCCCAGUUCUCCAGCCAUUUCGGACGGGAGGGUCACUACUCCCCGCACAGCCCAAGGCGCUCCCCUCGGGACGGCCAGGUCCCCGAGCCACAGGCAGCCAAAGGCGUUGUGCUCGGCCUGGCUAACGGACAGGGCGUGUGUGGUGCAAAGCUGCUCCAGGAGGCGUCCAGGGGCCUCCCGCCAGCAGACGAGGGGGACGCCACCGCAGGCCGUGAGACCAGGUAUCUGGUCACUGACAAGAUCAAAGUCACCAGAAGACAUCAUCACUACUACGAGCAGAACUGGCCCCAGGAAUCUACCUCAUUUUUUUCCGUGAAGCAGAGGAUCAAGUCUUUUGAGAACCUGGCCAAUUCUGACCGGCCCGCAGCCAGGUCGGCGGCAUCCCCGUUCUUAUCGGUGAGCUCCAAGCCUCCCAUUGGGAGACGGUCAUCCGGCAGCAUUGCCUCGGGGAGCCUGGGCCACCCCGGAGACCCAGCAGCAGCAGCAGUGAGGUCGCUAAGACGCAGCCUGAGCUCCUGCAGUGAAAGCCAAAGUGAAGCCAGUGCCCUCCUCUCCCAGACGACCAGGUCCCCAUCCAGCGUGACGCUGACCGUCUCCCGGCAGACCCUGCCGGAGCCCAGCAACAAAGACCCCGAUUCAGACCACAAGAAAUCAGCCAGUCCUUCGGGCAUCCCCACUGCAACGGUGACCCCGGCCUCGCCCGUCAAGAGGAACAAGUCCUCUGUGCGCCAUGCCCAGCCCUCACCCGUGUCCCGCUCCAAGCUGCAGGAACUGCGAGCCCUGAGCAUGCCCGACCUGGACAAGCUGUGCAGCGAGGGGUACACGGCAGGGCCCACCACCGUGCUCUUCAAAACCCAGCUGGAGAUCGUGCCCAGGAGGGCGCUGGGUGCCACCGCUGGAAGCCUCUCAGACCGGGAGGGAUCUGCCGCCCCUUCGAGUCCUGGCGAGCGUGGAAGGGGGGCCUGUCCAGGAGGAAGCAGCCCUACAGCCGGGGAGCCUGAGGCCCCCGCUUCAGCCAGUGAUGAGCAGGACACCACCCCGGAUCCACCUCGUGGAAAAGGCUGGUCGGUUAAUUUGGAUCAACUUCACGUCUCGGCGGGGGACCAGGAGAGAGUUCAAGCCGUUUUGUCUUCAGUGGGGUCAAAAUCCACUGUCCUAACUCUCCUUCAGGAAGUGAAAGCACACUCAGAGAAUAAAGAAGAUGUUUGCUUCAUAGUCUUGAAUAAAAAAGAAGGCUCAGGUCUAGGAUUCAGUGUGGCAGGAGGAACCGACGUGGAGCCCAAAUCAGUCAUGGUUCACAGGGUGUUUUCUCAGGGGGCGGCUUCUCAGGAAGGGACCAUGCGCCGAGGGGAUUUCCUUCUGUCAGUCAACGGCACCUCACUGGCCGGCUUAGCCCACGGGGACGUCGUGAAGGUCCUGCACCAGGCACAGCUGCACAGAGACGCCCUCGUGGUCAUCAAGAAAGGGACCGAGCCCCCCACGGCCAACGGGAAGGGGUCGUUAUGCAAAAAGACCCUGUCCCUGGAGCCUGGAGCCGGGAGGAGCGGAGCCGCCCACGGGGCCCUGUGCGUUGAAGUGCUGAAGACCUCGGCAGGGCUGGGACUGAGCGUGGAUGGAGGAAAGGCGUCCGUGUCUGGAGAUGGGCCCCUCUUCAUUAAAAGAGUCUACAAAGGUGGUGCAGCUGAACAAGCUGGGACAAUAGAAGCUGGAGAUGAAAUUCUUGCUAUUAAUGGGAAACCCCUGGUCGGGCUGAUGCACUUCGAUGCCUGGAAUAUUAUGAAGUCUGUCCCGGAAGGACCUGUGCAGUUAGUCAUCAGGAAGCAUAGGAAUUCCUCGUGAACUCAACCAGAACAUCCUUUUCUUAGUUCCCUUCUUGCAACAACAAACGGUGGCACAUAGGCGAGGACUUUAAAAAUCUCUGUACUUACACGUGAAGUCUGACCUACUGUGUGUGCAGCAGCAAUGAAGUUAACUCCAGAGCCCUUCCACCACCUCGGCCGGGAGGGUUCCUUUUGUUCCAGUGCCUGCUCCCCAUCCUUUAUGCUUGCCGAUGGGGACACAAGAAGUGACAAACACCUACCUAGACCUUCACAUCUCUCUUGCCACCUCUGCCAAAAAACCCAAUCCUAGUGAUCAGGACCUCACGUCUCAGGGUAACACAAUGUCACAACUAAAAGGUUGAGAGUUUUAUGUAAUUUUGUAAGGAAAUGACACAGUGCUUUUUGGCACAUUUAGUGGGAUGAGGAAACACAGGUCUGUAUAUGUUACCCUGAAAAAAAAAUGAGACUUACAGAAGAAUGAAUUAUGACCUAAUUGUUAGGCUGAGCUCAGGAAUUAUCCCAAACUGAAAAAGCAAAAUGCAGAAAGUACUAUUUUGUAGCGAGUGUAAUGUAUGAUGUACGAUGCAGAGUUGAACUCAAUGGGUUAGUGACCACCGUGAAGUGCUGAUCAUUUUCCAUCUCUGACAGUGUAAUGCAUUGGUCUGUUUUACAGAAUCGAUGCUAAAUAGCCAUGAGCUUUGCUGCUUAGAAAGCACCUUGCGUCUAGUUUUUGAACUUGUCUUGAAUUCAAGAUUGGUCAACUUAAGAGCAGACAAAAAAAAAUCGCUGGGUUUCCAUUUCAUGCACUCCAACUACUAAUUUAAACUCAAUUUUAGAACGUGAGUCUCUCUUUAGUGUCUGGAUUUUUAAACAUAGGCAUUACUUACCACUCACAGGAGCCUACAGUGAUCUCGCUGGGGCGGACCUUUUCUCUUUGGUUGGUUUCUUCUCUUUCUCAACACGCCUCAGAAAUGUCACGUUUCCAAGUACUGAACCUGGACCAGGCAUAAUGACAACUCUUGCAGUGACUGAAGUUUUCGCUGUUUUUGUUUUCCUGUCCUGCAAAGUCUUCCUUUCGCCACAGUGUUCUCCUGCAGAGGCCUGCCGUGACGCACAGCUCCCCCGGAACGGCAGUCUGGUCCCACCGUCACGUCCUGUGUUGUCAUGAAGCUGGCUCUCCCCUCUAGCGCUGUACUUUCUUUAAAUUCCAAACCCUCGUCAGCUUUGUUUACCAAGAUGCAGCAACGAGGAGGAAAAUGGAGAAACAGGGCAAGACUCCAACAGAAUGCAGGAGCAGAACUACUCAGCUUUGACGACUCAAGUCCUUGGGUGGCGCCGACCAGGCCGCCGAGUCCUGCACACCAGACAACACUGCAGCUUUACGCUGGAGAUUUAACCUUCAGCUUGGCCGUGGCUGUGAGGGGCCCCGGGUCAUGGAGGUUCUUCAACUGUCAUCACUGGCCAUCAUUUUUCUAAGUGCCCAUUUGUUAGAGCAGAUGAGAAUGAAGCACCUGGCCUGUGUGGGCCCAGGCUUCUCGUUUUCCAACAGGUAAUUACGCCAAGGAGAACGUGGCACAAGAGUUAGCUGGAAGACCUGAUUUAGCAUCUACUUUUCACUACAGUUACAGGUAGGAUACUAUAGGAUGUCAAUGCAAGGUGCAUGCUGGUUUGCUUUCUACGUCUCGGGUCAGUUCUGUCAGUUCUGUGGUUUCUGCUUUCUUGCCUAAAUGAUAGGAGACCCUUGGAAGCCAACACUGAAGACCAUUUUCUGCCUCCACUCCUAGGCUGUGCUGUACUGAAGUGCACAGUCCAUAUGGACAGACAGGGAUUUCUAGAGCAAGCUGGAGCAGCGGAAUGUCUCCUGAGUCCCUGGUCCUCACAUCUUAGAAGGGUGAGGAUGCGCCCCUGGCCUCCCAGCAGGUCUUGCCAGAAGGGUCCCCCAGCUGCAAGCUGGGAUUUAAGGGAAGAAGCAAAGGCUAAACUGUCUUUGACCCUACAAUUAAAAGCUAUUUAUUUGUGCUCAGUGUUCAAGGCAUGACUAGUAUUUCUAAUUAGUCUAAUAAGCCCACCCCCGCCACCUUCUGGAGUGAACACCAAUGGUAUUGUCCUAUGAAAACUGUCUUUGUUUGGGUUUUGUUACCUGGUCAGUCAUUUGCAGUGAGUUGUGAGGUCAAUGUGAAUCGUAGUUGCAAGAAUAUAGCACCAAGGCUGAAGUGGGCUGGGCUUCCUCUCCAUCUCCCACACGCAUCUCACUGCAUUGCACGGUUGACUUAAUUGGCACCAUACCUGUUGUAUGAUAUUAUACAUUAUCUUUUAUUUAUGUAAAAUAAAAUGCCUUAUAUAUUAAAGAGUAAGUGCAAUAAUAUGAAAUAGCCUGUACAUUUUCAAAGUGUUGUCGCUGAGUUAUGUAAAUCCACAUCUCUAUAAACUUUUUUAAGUGAUUUUAAAAAAAAUAAAUACUCUGCUUACUACUU
Messenger RNA from Oryctolagus cuniculus (rabbit), 11282 nucleotides. It is a transcript of the gene PDZD2, whose product is annotated as PDZ domain containing 2. The record is from RefSeq and is a predicted model, not a curated record. Gene Ontology annotation, molecular function: protein binding. Lineage: Eukaryota; Metazoa; Chordata; Mammalia; Lagomorpha; Leporidae.